Eleginops maclovinus (Patagonian blennie) is the source of this 1258-nucleotide messenger RNA. It is a transcript of the gene psme3ip1, whose product is annotated as proteasome activator subunit 3 interacting protein 1. The transcript is spliced from 6 exons. Lineage: Eukaryota; Metazoa; Chordata; Actinopteri; Perciformes; Eleginopidae. Gene Ontology annotation, cellular component: nucleus. The record is from RefSeq and is a predicted model, not a curated record. The coding region runs from base 11 to 838 and encodes 275 amino acids.
GUGAAUUGCAAUGGAAGGGGGAGGGGCAACAGGCGUCGACCUCAGCAGGAAGUUUGUGUCGGAAACUGAGCUUGAUGAGAAGAGGAAGAAGAGACAGGAGGAAUGGGAGAAAGUCAGGAAACCUGAUGAUCCUGAGGAGGCUCCAGAGGAGAAGUAUGACCCGCGUUCCCUCUUUGAGCGAUUGCAGGAGCAAAAAGACAAGAAACAAGAGGAUUUUGAGGAGCAAUUCAAAUUCAGGAACAUGGUGAGGGGAUUGGAUGAGGAUGAGAGCAGCUUCCUGGACGAGGUCUCCCGGCAACAGAGCCUGGUCGAGAAGCAACGCAGGGAUGAGGAGAAACAGGAACUGUUGGAAUACAGAAGUGCUAUAGUUAAGCAUGCGUCCACAGAAAGCCGCAGAGAGCCUGAGAAGAAGGUGGCCUCCAAACCAUCGGGGGUAGAGCAAAGGACCAGCCACCUGUCUCAGGCCCAUUUAUUGGCUGGAGCUGUAAAGAGACGCAGUUCCUCCCAGUCUUCAGACAGCAGUAAGAAACAGAAGGUGGAAAUCACAAAAACAGGAGUGACUGGAAAUGGAGACAGACAGACAGAACAGGAGGAUGGAGCAGGAGGAGCAGAGCGAGCUGAAGUUCAACAAACCGCCGUGACGGCUAAGACCACUUCAACCCCCCUGAGCUCCGAGCGAGGUGUGUUGCACCUGCCGUCAGCUGCCGUGUGCGUCGGCGUUCUUCCAGGACUCUGCGUUUAUUCCGGCAGCAGCGACUCUGACAGCAGCUCGGACAGCGAAGGUAGCGUGGACGCAAUUAUGUUGCCGUACCCCCGGCAAAGCAGGGCCCACAGAUAGACACAAACCAGCAUAUACACACACAUAUGCAGGUUGAGUACGUUUGCAAACCAUCAAAGUGGCUAAAAACAGAAAAGGAUAUGCACACAGAGACAGAUUUAAAGGUCAUAUGAACACACACACACACACACACACACACACACACUAUGGAUCCUACAUAGUUCUCCUACAGGCCAAACAAGUUCAUAACAUGUUAGUCAUACACCAGCAACACACACCCACACACACACACCUAGCAAAGAUUUUCAGUAAUCCUAUUGUUUUCAAAGCUGUAAUUAGAACUGUUUUCAGCCGAGUCGUAUAAUCCUCAUCAACAGUAAUAUUCAAACCAAUUUACAUUGUCCUUUUGACUUAUUCUGUGUAUCUAUUUGUGGUUUUUGUGGCACUCAAACAUGAUACCUCCACCCUUCCUUCCCUCAA